Molecule: messenger RNA, 3773 nt
Organism: Etheostoma cragini (Arkansas darter)
Lineage: Eukaryota; Metazoa; Chordata; Actinopteri; Perciformes; Percidae
Gene: tmem259
Product: transmembrane protein 259
Exons: 12
Coding region: 451-2823 (790 amino acids)
Biological process (GO): positive regulation of ERAD pathway; response to endoplasmic reticulum stress
Cellular component (GO): endoplasmic reticulum
Source: RefSeq, a predicted model, not a curated record
GAAACGGCUGUGUCAGGUCCCGUAUUUCCGCUCUGUUUUUGGUUCCUAGCUACCAGUCGUCCUGUUAGCCUCUGUUAGCCUCUGUUAGCCUGUUAGCUCCGAGUUUAACCGCCUAAAGUCUGUAAAAAACAGUAACAUGACUCCACACUGAGUCCGCUGCAUGCUAGCUGUUAGCUGCUUGCUCCUCUAGCGGUAUAUACCCUGUACAGCGCAGCUAACGGAGCAUGCUAACCGGUUAGCUGCUUCUGAUGAAGAGGAAACGUUAGCAUGCUGCGGAGUCAAUAACAGUUGUCUGUGAGAAGAAGUCUUUCUUUCCUCCCUUGGGCUCUGUCGUGAUUGGCUGAGAGGUUUCCCUGGUUGUGAUCUGAUUGGCUGAGAGUAGCCAUGCUGACCUAGGUUCAGCUGUUAGUCAGUUUCCUGUGUGUGUGCGGAGCAACGCAGCGACUCAUCAUGUCUGAGAACCAGCCCAACAACAACAACGUCCCCCUGAACAACAACAACAACAACAACAUGGGCCCCAACCGGCUCCGCAACCCCAACAUCAACCAGAACCCGCUGAUCAACGUCCGGGACCGCCUCUUCCACGCGCUCUUCUUCAAGAUGGCCGUCACCUACGCCCGCCUCUUCCCGCCGUCCUUCAGGAGGGUCUUCGAGUUCUUCGUCCUGCUGAAGGCGCUCUUCGUCCUCUUCAUCCUCGCCUACAUCCACAUUGCCUUCUCUCGCUCGCCCAUCGACUGCCUGGAGGCGGUGAGGGAGCGCUGGCCGCGGGAUGGCAUCCUGCGGGUGGAGAUCCAGAGGAACUCCAGCCGCGCGUCCGUCUUCCUGCAGCACUACGACGCCACCGCCGGUCUGCAGGAGGCGCUGGGGGGCGGGGGAGGGCUGGGGGCGGGGCUUAGCCUGGCGGCGCUGCAGGACGAAGACGAGGAAGAAGAGGAGAUGACCAUGGAAAUGUUCGACAACAGCUCUGUACAGUUUGACCUGGACAUGGAGCCCCGUCUGAAGCCGUCUCUGAUCGGAGGAGGCGUCGGCGGGGGGGGGGGAGGCCUCGGCGGGGGGAGAGCCGCAGCAGGAGGGAACAGCAGUCAGGACGUGUCCUUCAGUCAGACCACUAAAGGUAUGGAGACGCUGGACGACUCAGUGUCUGAGCUGGAGAUGAUGACCCGAGCAGUGUGGCCGCAGGAGGAAUACAUGGUGGAGUAUUCUCUGGAGUAUGGCUUCCUCCGCCUGUCUCAGAGCACCAGACAGAGACUCAACAUCCCCGUCAUGGUCGUUACUCUGGAUCCCAUGAAGGACGAGUGUUUCGGUGACGGAUUCAGUCGCUUCCUGCUAGACGAGUUUUUGGGCUACGACGACAUCCUGAUGUCCAGUGUGAAGGCGCUCGCUGAGAACGAGGAGAACAAAGGGUUCCUGAGGAACGUGGUGUCUGGAGAACAUUACCGCUUCGUCAGCAUGUGGAUGGCCCGGACGUCGUACCUUGCCGCCUUCGUCAUCAUGGUCAUCUUUACUCUAUCCGUGUCCAUGCUGCUAAGAUAUUCUCACCACCAGAUCUUCGUUUUCAUCGUGGAUCUUCUUCAGAUGCUGGAGAUGAACAUGACCAUCGCCUUCCCAGCAGCCCCUCUGCUCACCGUCAUCCUGGCCCUCGUUGGCAUGGAGGCCAUCAUGUCGGAGUUUUUCAACGACACAACAACAGCAUUCUACAUCAUCCUCAUCGUGUGGCUGGCCGAUCAGUACGACGCCAUCUGCUGCCACACCAACACCAGCAAACGCCACUGGCUCAGGUUCUUUUAUCUUUACCACUUUGCCUUCUACGCCUAUCACUACCGCUUCAACGGCCAGUACAGCAGCCUGGCGCUGGUCACAUCCUGGCUCUUCAUCCAGCACUCUAUGAUUUACUUCUUCCACCACUAUGAGCUUCCUGCCAUCCUGCAGCAGAUCCGGAUUCAGGAGAUGCUUCUGCAGAACCAACAGGCGGGUCAGCAGGCGGGUCAGCAGGCGGGUCAGCCGGCAGGUCAGCCGGCGGGUCAGCAGGCAGGUCAGCAGGCGGGUCAGCCGGCGGGUCAGCAGGCGGGUCAGCAGGCGGGUCGGCAGGCGGGUCAGCAGCCGGGUCAGCAGGCGGGUCAGCCGGCGGGUCAGCCGGCGGGUCAGCCGGCAGGUCAGCCGGCGGGUCAGCAGGCGGGUCGGCAGGCGGGUCUGCCGGCAGGUCAGCCGGCGUGUCAGCCGGCAGGCCGGCCGGCGGGUCGGCCGGCAGGUCAGAAAGCGGGCCAGCCAGUAGGUCAGCCGGCGGGUCAGCAGGCGGGUCAGCCAGCCAACAACCAGGCACAAGUUCUGCAGGACAACCUCAACAACAACGCUGCCACAACAUCUGCUGGCACUGAACCAGGACCGGAGAACAUGGAUCCAAAUGCCGCCCCGCAGACGCAGCACAGCGAGCCAAACGCCAGGCCGCCUGCAGGAGCUGGAGAGGUGAGGGCAGAGCUGAACUGGGUGUCUCAGACGGCGGCCAUCUUUACCGAAGCCCUGAGCCCCGCCGAAGACGACGCGGGUGUGGUGGCGGAGGCCUGGAUAGACGGAGGAGAACAGGGAGGAGACAGAAGAGGAGGACGGGGGGAAAUAGGAGGAGAAGAGAGAGACAGAGACAGACAGAGCGAAACAGUAGAAGAAAGCGCAGAAAAAGGAGCAGGAGUUGAAGAUUUGAAUGUUAUUUCAGUAGAAAUUAAAGCCACAGGAGGAGAUCCUCCAAUCAGAGUGCGGGAGGGGGCUGAGGGGGCGGGGCCCUGUCUAAACACAGACUGCACAGGUACAGACUGCAGAGCGCCGUCCUGAGAGUCUGUCAGCUUAUCAGGGCUCUGGUCUUUGAUUGGACCAGCACUGAACACACCGGAGGGACUGUUUCCUGGAUGAGUAGUUCUGUCUCUGAGAUGUGGAUCCGUGUCCCCAAAGCCAAGAGAACGUCUUCACAUCUUAUGUCCACAACUCCGAGAUAUUCAGCUUCCUUUAGCUAUUUAUAUUCAAAUAAUCUGCGUAAUGUGGGUGUGCUGAUCAAACCUUAAAUUAAUGAUAAAACCUGUGAUGCUCAGACUCGUCUGUCAAAGGGAAUCAAAGAAAUCUUCAUUAUGAAAAAGAAUCAAACUGUUUUCAACGAAGAUUUUCUACAGAUUUAAAACAAAUAUAAUAAAACUCACAAUGUAACAUCUCCACCCCGAGCAGAAAAACUGCUAAUUUCUGCUAAAGUCUGCUAAUUUCUGCCAGAUUCUUUUAAUUUCUGCAGAUUUUCGUUGUGUUUCAUGGCUGAAGACAGUUUGUUGGGAUUUGUUGUUGUUCCUGGUUUUGUGACACGGAAACAAAGAAAUGAUAACUGUUAAAUGAUUCAUUAUAUGAAAGACAUGAUGGAUCCGCCCUGACUCUGACAGACUGAAGCACAAACUCUCAACUGUGUUGAUUUGUUUUCAUAUGCUUUUAUUUUGAAAAGGACAGACUAUUUGGGAACAGGAAGUCGUUUUUGAUCAAAAUGGAUGCCUUAUCAAUAAUCCUUUGGACGCUUCGGAGACUGCAGCAGCUGACGGAUGCAGCUGAUUGGUUGUGCAAUAUGGCGCUGGCUGUGUCACACCUCAGGCCCCGCCCCCUGCCAGAGGGCUCUUUACAUGUCUGCCGGUGCAUUCAGGUGCUCCUUGUAAAUUUCAGCAUUGACUAUCUCACUUCAGACAUUAUUUUCUCCUUUUUAAAUCUGUUUAUUCAAACUGAUAACUAAUUAAAAGCAUAAGGUUCAAUUCAGU